GGAUGACGGUGACAGUGGCACAGACUACUUCAACCCUGAUAUGGCUGGUACUCAGUUGCAACGUGAUGAAUGCGUAGGAGAUGCAUCCCUUCCUGACACCUUUCAGACAAAUGAACUGCUUUAUUACGAGAGAUUCAAAGCCUAUCAAGACUACACGCUAGGUGAUUGUAAAACAUCAGAGGUGAAGGCCUUCACAGCUGACUACCUGGAGAAGGUUCUGGAGCCUUGUGACUGGCAGGCACAGUGGUGCACAGACGUGUUUGAUGUGCCAGUGGAGAUGGCGGAUGUGAACUAUAAGGAGCUGAAAGCCAAGGUGAAGCUGGUGGUGCCCCUGCAGUGUGAGACGAGAGGCUGCGAGCUCACAGAGGCGGCCAUGAAUACCCUCUUAGAGGCCACACUGCACAAAGUGCCUCUGCAGGAGCUCCAUGUGGUGUUUGAUGAGUCUGGGGACUUUGACCAGACUGCGCUGGCACUUGAGCACCUCCGGUUUUAUGAUAUUCUGGAGGAUCGGGUGCCUGCUGGACUUGUGACAGAGUAUUACUCUCUUUUGGCACGCUGCUCUCAGAAGUUCCAGGAGUUUUCUAGCCUGCGGAACGGCAUCAGCAGCGACUCGGAGUCGGAGCUGGACAACGUGUCCAUGGUGGAGGGCCUAAGGAUGUACGAGCAGAUGGAGGCUCUGAAGCGCAAACUCCGGAUCAUUGAGAACCCGCUGCUCAGGUAUGUGCUGGGAUACAAGGUGAACUCAAGGCAGCAGGCUUGCAGGGCCAAGGGGCCUCGUGUCUCCGGUGGCCGGAUGGUCCAUGUCGUGUCCGUCUCCACUACAGUCAGCCAGCUGCAGAGCCUGAUGGCAGACAAGCUAGGACCCAAAUUCUCAGGGGAAGAGUUUGAAAUACAUUUUCACAGUGAGCCCCUGCUGGCUGUGAGUGCCUGCUACGAGGGAGACGUGGUCAUCAUCCUUCAAGGACACUACACUGUCACCAGCUCCAUCAGUAUCCCAGACUCCAUAUCAGUGGAAGGGUUCGGCCUACCUGAUGAGGUGGUGAUUGAGAAGAAGAACAAAGGGGACUCGUUUGUGGCGUCAACAGGAGCCGACGUGAAGGUCUCCAACGUCAAGUUCAUCCAGCACGACGCUGUCGAAGGCAUCCUCUGUGUACAUCAGGGUAAGCUGGAGAUGGAGAACUGUGUCCUUCAGUGCGAGACGACCGGUGUCAUUGUGCGGACGUCAGCCCACUUGACUAUGAACACGUGUGACCUCUACGGCUCUAAGGGAUCUGGUGUGGAGAUCUAUCCUGGCAGUGUCUGCAGUAUGGUGGGAAAUGGCAUACAUCACUGCAAAGAAGGUAUCCUGAUCAAGGACUUUGCUGAUGAGCUGGACACCAUGCCCAAGAUCCCCAUGGUGAACAAUGUGAUCCACAACAACAAGGGAUACGGAGUGAUCCUGGUCUCGGUGGUGGACGACUGCUCUGUGAAAGAACCAGUCUCCUGUUCGUCUUGUUACGCCGUUCCUCCGGAGUUCACGGAGUGCAACGAUGCCAUCAAGAGGGAGCUGGUGGCCACAUCAGCCAAGAAGCAGCGUCGCCAGAAGAGCAUGCUGAAGGAGCUGGGAGUGACCCAGGCAGAUGACAACCUGCUCUCCCAGGAGAUGUUUGUCUCCAUACAGGACAACCAGUUCAGGAGAAACGGCAUGGGCAGCUUCGGCACCUUGUACUGAGACUAACUGACCCUUCUUCCUGUUCUGUUUUCCGUACAUGCACAAUCACACUUUUACUUGAUUUAUUCCAACCUCUUUGCUAAAUUUUGCUGCACUGACUA
Oncorhynchus mykiss (rainbow trout) is the source of this 1812-nucleotide messenger RNA. The record is from RefSeq and is a predicted model, not a curated record. Lineage: Eukaryota; Metazoa; Chordata; Actinopteri; Salmoniformes; Salmonidae.